Messenger RNA from Xenopus tropicalis (tropical clawed frog), 1860 nucleotides. It is a transcript of the gene cyp46a1.2, whose product is annotated as cytochrome P450 family 46 subfamily A member 1, gene 2. Gene Ontology annotation, cellular component: presynapse; dendrite; postsynapse. The transcript has 15 exons. The coding region runs from base 141 to 1652 and encodes 503 amino acids. Gene Ontology annotation, molecular function: heme binding; oxidoreductase activity, acting on paired donors, with incorporation or reduction of molecular oxygen; monooxygenase activity. The record is from RefSeq and is marked provisional. NCBI's taxonomy places the organism in Eukaryota, Metazoa, Chordata, Amphibia, Anura, Pipidae. Gene Ontology annotation, biological process: cholesterol catabolic process.
AUGUUUCCCUACCAUAAAAAGCAAUUGUGUGUUUGAGAAAAAGACCAGCCCAUUUGCCUGCCGUCCUUAUCCUGGAGUAGAGUGUGCCUUUCCAGAGCUCACAGUGUUUGAAAUCAGACUGAAAAUUAGACACAGUGAUCAUGGGGCUGUGGGCAAUCCUCGGCUGGGCAGCCCUCCUGCUGCUGGCACUGAUACUGAUCUGCUUUCUCCUGUACUGUGGAUACAUCCACUAUAUUCAUAUGAAGUAUGACCACAUCCCAGGGCCGCCCAGAGACAGUUUUAUCUUUGGACACUCAACUGCAUUGUUGAAGCUGGUAAACGAAAACCUGUUGAUGUAUGAUUAUUUUCUGGACUGGGUACACAAGUAUGGUCCAGUAAUGCGUAUUAAUGGAUUACAUAAAGUAGCAGUUCUUGUUGCUAGCCCUGAAGGAAUAAAGGAAUUUCUGAUGUCACCCAAAUAUUUAAAGGAUGAAUUCUACGAUUUUUUUGGCAGUCUUUUUGGUGAAAGGCUCAUGGGGAAGGGUUUACUAACUGACCGAGAUUAUGACCACUGGCACAAACAAAGAAGAAUAAUGGACCCUGCUUUUAGUAGGACCUACCUGAUGGGCUUAAUGGGACCCUUUAAUGAAAAAGCUGAGGAACUGAUGGAGAAACUAUCUGAAAAUUCAGAUAGAAAAUGUGAAGUGAAUAUGCAUGACAUGUUCAGCAAAGUGACACUGGAUGUAAUCGGCAAGGUUGGUUUUGGAAUGGAACUAAAUUCCUUGAAUGAUGAUCAGACCCCCUUUCCACGAGCAAUCUCGCUGGUUAUGAAAGGAUCCGUAGAAAUUAGAAAUCCUAUGAUAAAGUAUUCUCUGGCAAAGAGAGGGCUCAUCAGGAAAGUGCAGGAGAGCAUCAGGCUACUUCGCCAGACAGGGAAGGAAUGCAUUGAAAGGAGACAGAAGCAGAUACAGGAUGGAGAGGAAAUUCCGGUGGAUAUACUGACACAGAUACUUAGGGGGACAGCUUUGGAAAAAGAUUGUGACCCAGAGACUUUAUUGGACAACUUUGUAACUUUCUUCAUAGCUGGGCAAGAAACCACUGCCAACCAGUUAUCGUUUGCAGUAAUGUCUUUGGGGAGGAAUCCAGAAAUUCUUAAAAAAGCCCAGGCUGAAAUAGAUGAAGUUAUAGGAUCAAAAAGAGACAUUGAGUAUGAAGACCUCGGCAAACUGAGCUAUUUGUCCCAGGUCCUGAAGGAGACCUUGCGGUUGUAUCCUACAGCUCCGGGAACAUCUCGAACUCUGGAGAAUGAAAUUGUCAUAGAUGAAGUGAGGAUUCCAGGAAAUGUAACGCUCAUGUUAAACUCUUAUGUAAUGGGAAGGAUGGAGCAGUAUUACAAAGAUCCACUUAUGUUCAAUCCAGACAGAUUCAGCCCUGAUGCGCCAAAGCCUUACUUUACUUAUUUCCCAUUUUCUCUGGGCCCGCGAAACUGCAUAGGGCAGGUGUUUUCACAGAUGGAGGCCAAGGUAGUAAUGGCCAAAUUUCUGCAGAGAUAUGAAUUUGAGCUGGCUGAAGGACAAAGUUUUAAGAUUUUAGAUACAGGGACUCUCCGGCCCCUGGAUGGGGUGAUUUGCAGGCUAAGAUCUCGGACAAACAAUAAAAAGGCCAAUAAGUAGCCACAGUAUAUACUGUGCUCUGUCUUUAAUGUCCCUUUUAUUAUGGCUCAUAUUGCAGGGGUAGGUAUAUAUAACCAUAUAUUUCAAAUGGGUUGUAAUGUGAAAAAAUAAAAUCCCAUUAUUAGGUCCACUGCUGAAAAUGAAAUAUAAUUGAAAUAUACUUUAAAUACAAAUUCUGUGCAGUUUUAAUAAAAUAAAUAAAAUAUGA